Molecule: messenger RNA, 4094 nt
Organism: Penaeus chinensis
Lineage: Eukaryota; Metazoa; Arthropoda; Malacostraca; Decapoda; Penaeidae
Product: potassium voltage-gated channel subfamily KQT member 1-like
Exons: 17
Coding region: 56-2527 (823 amino acids)
Biological process (GO): potassium ion transport; transmembrane transport
Cellular component (GO): membrane
Molecular function (GO): voltage-gated potassium channel activity
Source: RefSeq, a predicted model, not a curated record
GCAUGACUUCCGUCGGUUAGGUCGAGUGGGCGGUUCCCGUCUCCAUCAACCCAGGAUGAGCCUGCUGGGGAAGCCCCUCAACUACAAGACCUCACGGAGAGACGUGAGGUAUCGUCGUUCUCAGGCGAGGGUCUACAAUUUCCUCGAAAGGCCGCGGGGUGUCAAGGCUGUCAUUUACCACUUGACUGUAUUCUGCACCAUCUUCACCUGUCUGACCCUAAGCGCCUUGUCCACAGUACACGAUUAUGAAGACAGCGCUACGCAGGUCCUCUUCUAUAUUGAGUCCUUCGUUGUGGUUUGGUUCACCAUCGAGUACUUCUUGAGACUGUGGUCGUCAGGAUGCCGUUCCAGAUACCAAGGCAUUUGGGGCAGAAUGAAAUAUGCCAAGAGACCAUUCUGCUGUAUAGACAUGGUGACCAUCGUGGCGUCGGUGGUCGUCCUGGCCAACGGCACGGGCGGCCAGGUCGUGAAUGCGGUUCGCGGGCUGCGGUUCUUCCAGAUCCUUCGCAUGGUGAGGAUGGACCGGCGGGGAGGCACGUGGAAGCUCCUCGGCUCGGUGGUCUACGCGCACAGACAGGAACUGCUGACCACAGUCUAUAUAGGCUUCCUAGGCCUCAUCUUUUCGUCGUUUCUCGUGUACCUGGUGGAGAAAGACAUAAACGACAAUUUCAAGACUUUUCCCGACGCGCUGUGGUGGGGGGUGAUCACGCUAUGCACGGUGGGCUACGGAGACGCCGUGCCGAUAAGCUACGGAGGGAAGAUGAUCGCCUCGGGCUGCGCUCUGUUGGGCAUCUCCUUCUUCGCGCUGCCGGCGGGCAUCCUCGGCUCGGGGUUCGCCCUGAAGGUGCAGCAGCAGCAGCGGCAGAAGCACAUGAUCCGCCGCCGCCAGCCCGCCGCCACGCUCAUCCAGUGUCUAUGGCGAUGCUAUGCCGCCGACGAGCACUCCAUGUCCGUCGCCACCUGGAAGAUCCACCAGGUGCCUCUGCCGUCGCCGCCCUCCAUCAAGAUCGAGGAAAAGGAUAAGACCCCUAAUUCUACUUCGCUCUUCAAGCACAACGCCUCAUUUGUGCGUCUGCCCACCAUUCGUCGCCACAGAAAUGCUCACUCUCCUUCCAUUAAAAAUAGACAUAUUGAUUCUAACCACGCGUUAGAGAACCUUGUUAAUUCCAAUAGAUUAAAUGCAAGUCAUAGUGAAGAUUCCGUUUCAAAGGAAUCCUCGGAAGCAUUAUUAACUAAGAAAAAUUCAGAUGUAGAUGAGGACGACGAACAACCACGGGUCCUGCAGUUAACGAAUCAACACAAGGGAGCCAUCAGGGCCAUCAGAAAGAUUAGGUACUUCCUUGCCAGACGUAAGUUCAAAGAGGCCCUAAAACCCUAUGAUGUAAAAGACGUUAUUGAACAAUAUUCCUCGGGCCAUGCAGAUCUCCUUACAAGAGUUAAAUACCUGCAUGGGAGAUUAGACCAGAUUCUUGGGAAGCAAGGGUCGAAAGCCAAGGAUGUUUACGAGUCAAAAAUCUGCCUUGCGUCUAGGAUUGUCAAGGUAGAAAGACAGGUCGACGACAUUGAAUCCAAGCUAGAUCAGCUGAUCGACCUGUACAUGGAGGACCGCAAACGUCUUUUAGCGUUGCCUUCAGCUGUCUCUUCUGUGCCUCUUGCUCCUCCCUCUUCUGCGCCGCCGCCAGGUUCCCCAGACAGCAACAGCAGCGGCCCAACCACCUCUUAUGCGCCGGCCUCGGGAACCCCUCUGACUGCGCCUUCGUCUUCCCUGGCUGUUCCAGGUGCUCCUCCGCCCUACACAUCGGUUCUCAAGCCCAAGCCGAUCCUGGUGGAUAAGCAGGCAUCAGAACCCAAUACCCCCACAAGCAAGCACUUUGAGAGACCCAUGACCAGGGGUUAUUCUGAUGUCUCUCAGAGAAUGAAAAAACGGGUUACUUUAAGCUCGCUGCCGUCCCGACACUCCUUGGAAGUGAAAGAACCCGACUUGCUUCAGGUGCCACAGGUCGUUCAGAUAGAGCAUUUGGCCGCCCCAUACAUCGACGAUGACUGUGAUUCUACCUAUCAAGAUGAUGAGUGCUGUACAAUGGUAACUGAGUGUGAUUCACUAAUGAUCUCAGAAGAGGAUCAUACAAUUCAAGAGGAACCGGCCUCUCUCUGCGAAGAGAAUGAAGUGUCAAACUUUGUCAUACCAACCAUUUCUGCAUCUGUGGCUCAGGAGGCCACAUCCUUGCAAGUUCCUCCCCCAAGCAUACUAAGUCACACCUCAGAUGUGAAUCACCACAACAGCAGUCAGCACCACCACUCCAAAUACCAUUACCCAAGACACUCUCUCUUUAGCCAUCACCACUCUUACCCGCCGCCAUCGUCAUAUUCAUCAGCGUCAUCUUCAUCGUCAUACGCACUCCUGCCCGUCCUUGAGCCUCCUGUAUUGGUGACAGAGAGCAUUGAGCUUCAUGCCACUGAGGGCUCUGCAUGCUUGCCGCCAGAGAUCAUCACCACCAUAGCAAUGGAGGAGUCGUCAUCUUCAUGAUGGUGCAAGAAAGGAAAACAAUGCUUCUUGCUCAGGGCACUUGAAAAUCCAUUAUUUUUUACCAUCUUUCUCACUACUACAUUUGUGUAGUUAUACCUAAUAUAUCCCUCUUUUUUCAGAGAUAUGAAUUGUUCUAAUUUUUUUUGUUAGUAGCUUUUGGUAUACGAAUUCUAGGUCAACAUGUGAAAAAUAUUGGGAAUGAGAUCUCUCUAACUUUAUGUUUUCCUAGUUGCUUGAGACAAAGUAGACUUGAUUAUGAACAAUAAGCAGCAAUGAAUCAAGAAGGUCCUCAGGCACUGAGACCUUCUUUUUCAAAGUAAUCUUUCACUUAUGUCAUACAUGAGGUAUCUGAGCUUUCUAUGUGAUAAUUGCUUAAUUUGUAAGAUUAAGAUUUGAUUCUAAAUAAGCCAUGACCCUCAGUUCUCUUCAUUUUCUUUACUGACCUUGUGAAUUUUGCUGGAGACAUCUGUAUCACUCUAAACACAUUUGGACAGCACUCAGACUCUUUAGUCUUCACCUAGAGGUCAAUAUAGUUCUGGAUCAGCUACAGAUAGGAGCUUAAUUUCUCUUCUAUUUUCACUCGGUAAUAUACAUAAUAGAUUUCCCAUAGUGGCUUAUCAAUGACUAGCUUAUAAUUUAAAGUCACUGGAUAGUUUAAAGAAUGAAACAUGAGGAGAGUAGUAUUGGUCAUAAAUUAACAGGUUUUUCCUCUUCUGGAGUGGGGAUAAGCUUGUGUGUUCAUUAAUGUCAAAAUGACAUAUAUAUAUACAUAUGAACUCUACCUAAAUGAGAUUCUGUACUCACUAGUACUUUGACAUGAUGUAAUGAAGAAAGUGAUGGGUCUAAUUAUGAAUAUUCUAUGAAAUACAUUUUCAUAUUUAUAUUCAGGUGUUUACAGUUAACUCUGAUAUAGAUCAGAGAAAAAAAAUACAUCUUGUCACUUUUGGUGCUGGCUUAAGUCCAAUUAAAUAUUCAUAUUAGUUUUAAUAUUAAUGCAUCCAAUGAGUAUAUGAUCUUUGACAGGGGAUACUAAACCUUCAUAAUUUUAUCUUAUGAGUUUGGUUUCCUUUGUCAUUUCAUCAUUUAGAUCUCUUCAUCACACAAAAAACUAUGUCUUGGAAACAGUAUUAGUAAUUUCUGGUAUUUGUUACAGUGAAAGAAGAUUGCAUCUCAAUCAGCCCAUGUACUCAUGGAGAUAAUGAAGUCUGUUCAUACGUUACCAGUCAUUCUUUCUUCUUUUUUUCAUCUUCUAGGCCAAUGCAUUUUAUAUAAAUCAUAAUGUAUCAAAUACCAUAAUAACACUGAAGGGUUCCUGUUGCCAAGAUUGUUCAUUUCAAGCAAGCAAACCCUUGAAGGUAAUAAUGUUCAUUUUUAAGUAUGGUACUAUUCCUUGUCUACCUUUCACGUGAAACUUUGCUGCCAGUACAAUUCAAAUCAUGGAUUUUCUAGCACCGAUCCUCACCAAACAUCUAACAGAAUAGACGUUUGUGGAAGUUUUAUCACUUCUUUAAAGAUUAUUUUCAUACUUUGGCCUUCAUGAAACCCCUAAAAAAAAAAAAAAAAAUAU